Messenger RNA from Electrophorus electricus (electric eel), 2345 nucleotides. RefSeq names its product acidic (leucine-rich) nuclear phosphoprotein 32 family, member E (gene anp32e). NCBI's taxonomy places the organism in Eukaryota, Metazoa, Chordata, Actinopteri, Gymnotiformes, Gymnotidae. The record is from RefSeq and is a predicted model, not a curated record. Gene Ontology annotation, biological process: regulation of apoptotic process. Gene Ontology annotation, cellular component: nucleus. Gene Ontology annotation, molecular function: histone binding; phosphatase inhibitor activity.
GGGUGCGAGGUAUCAUGGAGGAUCAGUUAGAGAAGGGUAGACGUUGAAGGAAGCUGAGCUGUGGAGGCGCGCUCUGGAGUUUCUGACAAUUUAUUUUCUAAACGAUCUCGUCCAGUACAAUAUCUUCUAGAGCCAUGGAGAUGAAGAAGAGGAUCAGUUUAGAGAUGAGGAACAGAACUCCAGCGGAGGUAGCAGAGUUGGUGGUGGAUAAUUGUCGCUCUAGUGAUGGAGAGAUUGAAGGCCUCACAGAUGAGUUCAAAGAGCUGGGGUUCCUCAGCAUGGUCAAUGUUGGUCUCACAUCCCUGGCCAUGGUACCAUCGCUGCCUAAACUGAGAAAGUUGGAGUUGAGUGACAAUAACAUCUCUGGCUCUUUGGAGAUCCUAUCUGAGAAAUGCCCCAAUCUGACAUACCUAAACCUGAGUGGGAACAAGAUUAAGGAUCUCAGCACAGUGGAAGCCCUGCAAAACCUGAAGAACCUGAAGAGCCUGGACCUCUUCAACUGUGAGAUCACCACCCUAGAGGAGUACAGGGAGAGCAUUUUUGAGCUGUUGCCUCAAGUAACGUAUCUGGAUGGCUUCGAUGCAGAGGACAACGAGGCUCCUGACUCCGAGGCAGAGGAUGAUGAUGAUGAUGAGGAUGGUGAGGAGGGAGCAGGUCCUGUUGGGGAAUAUGAUGAUGAGGAUGAUGAGGAGGAGGAAGGAUCCGAGGGUGGAGAUGUUGGGCUGUCCUACCUUAUGAAAGAUGAAAUUCCGGAUGAAGAGGAUGAUGAUGACUAUGUAGAAGAGGAGGAGGAGGAGGAGGAAGGUGAGGAAGAGGAGGCAGAAGUUCGAGGAGAGAAGCGGAAGAGGGAUGCAGAAGAUGAGGGUGAAGAUGAUGAUGAAGAUGAUGACUAACCAUGUGUGUUUGACACCUUGGAAACCCAAUCUGAAUUGUAGAUCAACCUUGGAAAAAAGCGUGAUCUUGCAGAUUGUUUUUCUCUUUGUAUACCAUAGAUAUAUCACUGUAGAGGCUAAAUGUUUUCUUUUGAUAAAUACAUUAUAUUAUACUAUAUAAAAGGGGUUUAUUGACGAUUCAUUUAUAGCCAUUCCAAGUUUAUGUCCCAACAUGAGAAUCUUGCCAGCGUGAGUGAAUGAUGGGAGGUCAGGUCUGUGGUUUACGGUUUGGGCCUUUGUGCAUCCAAACGUGCUGACCAACAGUCUGUUUCUAAAAAAGGCACUCGGACUUUAGUACUGGGAGGCGAUUUGACACAGAAGACCUGGUCCGUAAACAAUAAACUCCACUAUAUACCUUGUGCUCAGCCUGCCAGUGUCUUUCCCAAGGCGUCUUUGAGGAAUCGAAGAGUCAGCCUGUUCCUCAUCUACCUCUCCUGGCUGUCUCAAUCUCAGCCCACCAUGGAUAAUCGGGCCAAUCCUCUCCAGCUAGCAGCUCCCGUGUUCCUGGAUCGACUGGUCCUCGUUGAGGAUUUCCGCUGUGGCGCUGUCCGUAAGGGAUAUCUCCACUCAAUUUAGCUUAGGUAUCAUAGGCCAGGCUUUCUCAAAUAGACAGUCCAGAUGGUAUGUGAUCUCAUGGAUUUUAAAGUGUGAUGUAUGUAAAUGUGAUGUAAAUGAAUUGAAAAUAAGGAAAACGGUUAGGGGUGGGGUAUAGUUUGACAAGUUGAUAUCAUAUCUAAUUUUAAUCUCACUCACUCUUUUUUUAGAUCAGUCCACAGGUGUGUUAAAAUCAUGUGAUAAUUAGCUUCAUCAGCGGUUUACUCCUCAAAUAUCCUGCAGAAUUCAGUUUUGUUAGAAUCUACAAUUAUGCUAUGUCAAGAGCUAAACUAGUCAGAAUUUUUUCCUUUUUAAGAGAGGCAUUGCUGGAAAUAUAUCAUAAUGAUCAGGUUGAAUGGCUUUGUUGGGUUAAAUAGUACCCUUGAGUACCUUUAUUCCUACGUCUUGCUGUGGAAACAGAUUAGUUUCUACCUUUUGUGGGGGUAUUUUACAGAGUAAUACCUUUAAACUAAUGUUCGUAUGGCAAUAUGUACAGUAUAUAGUAUCUGUUCCAAAAGGUUGGUGUUAGUGUGUUUUUUAACAAAGCUAUUUGGUUAUUUGUUUAAUACAAAGCACAGGUCGGAGGCCUAAAGUCCAUAGAUACAGGUCACCUGUUUUAUUUUUCAGUACUUGGCUGUUGUGAGUGUUGUAUUUGGGGUUUUAUGUGAUGUAACCCUCUUAGGAGGGAUUUAGUUUUGUUCAGUUUUGAUGUUUGAAUUUUGAUUUUCUUUCUGUCCUUGUCUGGGUUUUUUGUUUGUUUGUUUGUUUUGUUUUGUUUUUUGGAAAAUAAACAUGAAAGAUGGCAUACUUUGAGAUAAA